This is a messenger RNA of Adineta ricciae, 534 nucleotides long. The record is from the annotation of a GenBank genome assembly. Lineage: Eukaryota; Metazoa; Rotifera; Eurotatoria; Adinetida; Adinetidae.
AUGCAUUCAUCUUGCAUCCUACUAUUGUUUUUUAUUCAUUACUUAAUAAUCAAUGCGGAAGAUAAUUAUGUUCAACGAGAAGUGCUGAAUGAACGAUCUGUCGUAUAUUGUGGUCCAACUUCAAACCCUUGUCUUAAUGGAGGAGCUUGUUUAUCAAGCAGCUCAAAUCCCGGAGUUUUCGAAUCAUGCUUAUGCGCUACUGGAUGGACAGGUGCUUUGUGUGAUUAUCCUGACAUGUCGAUUAGCGCAUGUUCGACAAAUCCAUGUUAUAACGGAGGAUCAUGUCAAAUCCAUGCUGGCGGAGGUUUUCGAUGUACCUGUCUUCCUAAUUUCACUGGAUUGCUUUGUGAGGCUAGCAAUGUAGUAGUAUCCAGCGUUUGUAAUCCAAAUCCCUGCGCUAAUGGUCGCUGUUGCCUGCUGUCUUCGUCAAACACUUUCUUUUGCCAAUGUCUUAGGGGAUGGGCGGGUACUUUGUGUGACUAUCCUACUGGUGAGUUAAUAAUCAAAUUUGACCAGUUGUCUAUGAAAUUCUGA